AUGUUCGGAGGCGGCAUGUUCGGAAUCUGUUUGCUUCUUGGUAGUGGCUAUCUUGUUUCAGCAAAUAAUGGGAUCGUGACGUCAUCACAGUGUUACUAUGACGUUAAAAUGGUGUCGCCAUUCUCAGAAACAUUCAACAUCACAAGCAGCAGCCGAAGACCAUCCGUACUUUCAUGUUCGUCAUGGUGUUGUCUGUCGAACGCAGACUCCUUCGUCUACUUCAAGGGAAAUGCGUCCUGUGAAUGCAAUGAGGGUAAUUCAGCUGGAUUCGCAAUAGACUCGUCUAAGUCAUCUGGCGUCAUAUAUGGACAAGUGACUCCGAGAAACGAGAUUUCUGAGGAAGGCGGAACAACGAGACAAGACUGCUUGGAGUUCUAUGAAGACGGCUUCCAGACAAACGGAGUUUACCGGAUAACUCCACCAGGCGGGGCGGCGGUGGACGUCUGGUGUGAUAUGGUGGACGGCGGAUGGACGGUGAUCUUAAAGCGACUGGACGGAUCAGAGGACUUCUAUCGAGAUUGGGACGAUUACGCUUCCGGGUUUGGAUACCGCACAGUCGAAUUACAGGCGAGUAUUGGCUUGGAAAGCAUCCACCUCCUUACUGUUCAGGAUUCCUCGCUUAAAGUCUACGCCGAAACCUUCGGCGACGUUACUCCAGCCUCCAUGCACGCGGUGUACGACUCAGUGGAAAUCCAAGACGUUUCCAACCUGUACCGACUAAAACUCAGCGGCUUCACCGGCGAUUGCGGGGACUCUAUGGCGAUGCAUAAUAACAUGCCCUUUUCUACGCUGGACCAAGACAAUGACCCAUUUGCAACAAAUUGCGCAGUUGCGUACACUGGAGCAUGGUGGAAGGACUGUCCGGUGUGCAAACAAAUCAUGUGA
Messenger RNA from Mya arenaria, 885 nucleotides. RefSeq names its product angiopoietin-related protein 1-like. The record is from RefSeq and is a predicted model, not a curated record. NCBI's taxonomy places the organism in Eukaryota, Metazoa, Mollusca, Bivalvia, Myida, Myidae. The coding region runs from base 1 to 885 and encodes 294 amino acids. The transcript has 5 exons.